ACCCCCACCACCAGCCCCUCCCCUCCACUCUUUCCGUCUGUAUCUCCCUUCUUUCUCUCUCUGGAACACAUGAGAUUCUCCUCCCGAAACCUGAACCGCAGCAGCAGAGGCAUCGACCCCCCUCCCCACACGCACACACAACAUGGCUACAAUCGUAACCUCGACCAGGUUUACGGACGAGUAUCAGCUUUACGAAGAGCUGGGAAAGGGUGCCUUCUCCGUGGUGCGGAGAUGUGUGAAAAAAUCCACUGGCCAGGAAUAUGCUGCUAAAAUAAUUAACACAAAGAAACUGUCAGCAAGAGAUCAUCAGAAACUGGAGCGUGAGGCCCGAAUCUGUCGUCUACUCAAACACCCCAAUAUCGUUCGGCUCCAUGACAGUAUCUCAGAAGAAGGUUUCCAUUACCUGGUCUUUGACCUUGUGACUGGGGGGGAGUUGUUUGAGGACAUCGUCGCCAGAGAGUAUUACAGUGAAGCUGACGCAAGCCAGUGCAUCAAUCAGAUCCUGGAGAGUGUCAAUCAUAUUCACCAGCAUGACAUCGUGCACAGAGACCUUAAGCCCGAGAACUUGCUGUUGGCCAGUAAGAUGAAAGGAGCAGCAGUGAAACUGGCUGAUUUUGGGCUGGCCAUCGAGGUGCAGGGAGAUCAGCAGGCCUGGUUUGGUUUUGCUGGCACACCUGGCUACCUGUCUCCAGAGGUGUUAAGGAAGGAUCCCUAUGGCAAACCUGUGGACAUCUGGGCCUGUGGUGUAAUCUUGUACAUUCUACUAGUGGGCUACCCUCCAUUUUGGGAUGAAGAUCAACACAAGUUAUACCAGCAGAUCAAGGCUGGAGCUUAUGAUUUUCCUUCUCCGGAGUGGGACACGGUCACCCCCGAGGCUAAGAACCUCAUCAACCAAAUGCUGACCAUCAACCCAGCUAAGAGAAUCACAGCAGAGCAGGCCCUCAAGCACCCAUGGGUCUGCCAACGGUCCACAGUGGCAUCCAUGAUGCAUCGCCAGGAGACUGUGGAGUGCUUGCGCAAGUUCAACGCCCGCAGAAAACUCAAGGGAGCCAUUCUUACUACUAUGCUGGUUUCUAGAAACUUCUCAGUGGGCCGGCAGCAUACCAGCCCUGCUGCUCCCACCACAAGCACUGCCGCGCUUGCACAGGAAGCAUGCAAAAGUUUACUCAACAAAAAGGCAGAUGGAGUCAAGCCCCAGACAAACAACACUAAAAACAGUGUAGUGAGCGCUGUAGUGAACGCCAUGAAAGAAAGCAACACGGCCUCUUCUACACCGAUGGAGCCACAAACUACAGUUGUGCACAACCCUGCCGAUGGCCCCAAGGGCUCCACAGAGAGCUGUAAUACCACUGAAGAAGAGGAUAUGAAAGGUAGGAAAGCCGAGAGUGUGCAGGGAGCGAGCAGUGACAGUGCCGUGAUGAGUCAGUGCAGUGCCGGGGAAGAGCCGCCCGCUCUGGUGGCUUCACCACAGGGCUCUCCUGCCACCGUCCCCGUGCAUGACGUUAAACGCUUGGCAUGGAAAAGUUCAGAACAUGCCUCAUGUCCCGAGUUAGAGCGCACUCAUUCUGGCCCCUGCGCCUCAGUCCAUGGGGUCGGCGGUAUCACAGCGAGUGUGUCCGCAGCUCAGUCUCGUAAGCAGGAGAUUAUAAAGAUCACGGAGCAGUUGAUCGAAGCUGUCAACAAUGGAGACUUUGAAGCAUACACAAGAAUCUGUGACCCUGGUCUGACCUCUUUUGAGCCUGAAGCUCUGGGGAACCUGGUCGAGGGGAUGGAUUUCCACAAGUUUUACUUUGAGCACCUGUUGAGUAAGAACAACAAGCCCGUGCACACCACUAUCCUUAAUCCUCACGUUCAUCUCAUCGGGGAGGACGCUGCCUGCAUUGCUUAUAUCCGUCUGACGCAGUACAUCGACAGCCAGGGCCGCCCACGUAGCUGCCAAUCGGAGGAGACGCGUGUGUGGCACCGCCGUGAUAGCAAGUGGCUUAACGUCCACUUCCACUGCUCAGGGGCACCAGCCGCCCCCCUACAGUGAACUGCACAGGACAGUUUACCUGGAUUCUCGAGAUAAUGGGAAUGUUUCUUCUUUGUGGCUGGACGGGCACGUGAAGGCCAGCUGGAUGACAGCUCUUAAAGUUACAGACACACCAGUGAGGAACUCUGACAACAUCCAGUUCAACUGUCAACACCACCUAUCCUGUCCAAUCUUUGACCAACGGGAGCUGGCCGCGGCUGUGGCCCCGCCCAAGGGACGGUGCAUGUAUCUGACACCCACAUGGGGGUGCUGUUUUGUCCUUUUCCCACGGAACCAUCAUUUUUUUGCCCGUUAAAGAUGUUCAGAAGGUGUUGUAAGUACUGAUCUAUGAAUUCAUAAAUAUACUGUAUAUUGUAAAAAAAAAAAAAAAAUCACUAGCUGAACCAGAAGCUACAAUCAAGUUUGAAAAAGCAUUUAUGUAAGUAAACCAGGAUGGGAGUUGGGAGGGUGGGGGGGCUAAACUUAAGAAAAAAAGAAAAAAAAAAAUCACAAAAUGGACUAGCGCCCAAAAGCUUCUAAAGUUUACAGGUUUGUCAUCACAAUCAUUCUUGUAUACUUUGCAGAUUUUUGGACACAAAAUUAUAUGAAAAUUAAGGGAAGGUGUUGUCUAAUCCGAGAGCGAGGCAUUGGAAAUGUUCAGAAGUUCUUCAUAUCAAAAAAGAACCAAAGUGUAGUUUUUAGUCUUUUUAAGGAGUGUUUCUGUUCGGUGUUGGCUUUUUAUGUAACCCGGGUCUGAGCGAAGGAUUGUGCAGCCCAGGUUUUAGUAAUCUCUUGUGUUAAUGUGGAACUCUUAAUUUUCCUUUUAUUUUUUUUUCUUGGACUGACAUAACACAAGUAUUUUGUGUUCAGUUUGAAUUUUUAAGACUGUUUUAUUUUUUAAGUUAAUCUAAAUAAACAUGUAAAGAUAUACAGAGAUAUUUAAAGGAGAUAUAAACUCUCACCAUCCAGGUUUAGGGAAAGAUGUCGUUCCUGACCGCGCUCGGUAUGUUUGUGUGGGUGUGUGUGCGAUCAGAACUUGUAUAAAUUGAAUCCCCCAUGUAGAUUUAAUAUGACGAAAGCCCAAAUGAACAGCACAGAGUACACAACUAAACACUGACCAGUAGAUUUGUCUUUACUGUUUUGUUAGGUCACAUUAGCGCCAUAGACAAACCACUGCCUUUAUACACGCAGGCAGAAUGUACUGUGAUAGUCAGACAUGAACUUCAUUCCCAUUUUCCAAACUUAAUGACUAAAUCUUCAGGUCUGAGCUCAAAGAGGACUAGUCAUUUUUACAAACUACAUCAUGAUGAAAAUAGCUUUAGUAUUAAAGUAUGUUGUGAUUUAAGACUCCUUUAAAACUCACCGUUCCUUCUCAACACCCACACAGCUGCGUUGUAUAAGUACUGUUGUUUUAGUAAUGUUGGACGUGUCUAACUCACCCUGUUCUCAGUGUUGUCGUAGUCGUGGUUCAUGUCGGUGACGGGGGUGUACAUGCUGUACGUGCUCUGUAAAUACAUGCCAUUCAGUUCAUCCCAUCACAAGGAGCGGGUGGGGAAAUCGAAACACUUACAAUGCGUCCAGUUGCCACAGUUACGUUGUUUAAAAUCGCAGUUUUAAUGUUUGUACGAUUAAAAUUCACAGCGGUUUGUUAGAUUUCACCACAAAACUAUAUUACGCAGGUUUUAUGGCACUGACUAUUUAAACUCAGUUUUAAUAUUACUGUUACUUAACUUAGAAGUGAGGGUUUGAUUUUCACAAGUGAUUAAUACGUUGAGUUCGUCUGUAUUUGCACGGAUGCUUUUCAUCACUGCUACGGUUUUGUCUUUAGAUAGAUUUUAGUAUAGUUUCGUUUGACGCAAUAUAUUACGUGUGGGAAAAAAACAACAACUACGAGUUCACCUCACCCCGUCUCCUUGAAACACAUCAGUCUUUUGUAUCGGUCUGUAAAUACAUGUGUGCUGGGCAUCGUGACAUAUCAGGACUAUACCUCCGCACGCGUGUGUGUGUGUGUGUGCGCGUUUAUCACCUUAACAACAAUGUCUUUUAAGUAAGUAGUGAUGCUGUCAGAUUAUAUGUGAUGAUGAUGCUGUUUUCACGUCCGUUUUGUGUCUCGCGCUUAAUUCCUGCAUUUUUUUUAUUGCUAUUUUUUCCUUUUUCCUUUGUUUGUGCUAUGGGGAACUGCUGCCUUGCCUGGCCAAAGUAGAUCUACACUUUUUAUUCUUUUCAUUUUUAUUUAAACCCAUCCAAGAGUUCCUUUUACUGUACAUGGUCGACCUCUUCAGCUCCAUGAAAACGAAAGGGAUUGAGAUGAGGAGUCACUUGCUGGUAGAUUUAGCGAAAUAAAUAUCCAACCCCUGAAAGCUCGGUCUGAAUCCUGGGCCAGACGGCGGACGUAUGAGUCUUCUGGCCCACCCGUCCAAUGACAGGAGAAAUCAAACACGCAGUUUAAAUAAACCGGCAAAUAUGCAUGUCUACUUUUCUUGAUGAAUCUUUUUUUUUUUCCACUGUCUGUGUUUACUUAAUAAAAAAGGGAAAAAAAAUCUCAUAGUAUUUGCAUCUCGACAUGAAAAUCACUCCAUUGGGAAUUAUAAGUGAUGUACCAUAUUAAAAAUGAAAAAAAAAAAUGUAGAAAAUAGUGAAAAAAUAUAUAAAACAAAAGCCUCUGCUUGGUAUGCUCCCCUCAUUCUAAGUAAAUCUAUUGCAUUGUAAUGGUAUACUAUUGGGCUUCGUAUAUACUCGGAGUUUAAACAUGGAUGCUGGAUUUUUGCAUGAUCAUACAUUUAAUAAAACCAUGAAAUGACAACUAUCAAGUGUUUGUCUGAAUGUUAGUAGGUCUUCAUCAUAGCUUUGUUAUUAUUGAAACUUGAUCUGGAAAGUAUUUAAUAAAAAGAGCAUUUCUGCAGCUGA
Molecule: messenger RNA, 4918 nt
Organism: Ctenopharyngodon idella (grass carp)
Lineage: Eukaryota; Metazoa; Chordata; Actinopteri; Cypriniformes; Xenocyprididae
Gene: camk2g1
Product: calcium/calmodulin-dependent protein kinase (CaM kinase) II gamma 1
Exons: 23
Coding region: 143-2032 (629 amino acids)
Biological process (GO): protein phosphorylation
Cellular component (GO): cytoplasm; neuron projection
Molecular function (GO): ATP binding; calmodulin binding; calcium/calmodulin-dependent protein kinase activity
Source: RefSeq, a predicted model, not a curated record